Messenger RNA from Lampris incognitus (smalleye Pacific opah), 2088 nucleotides. It is a transcript of the gene jun, whose product is annotated as Jun proto-oncogene, AP-1 transcription factor subunit. The record is from RefSeq and is a predicted model, not a curated record. The transcript has a single exon. Bases 355 to 1332 code for a protein of 325 amino acids. NCBI's taxonomy places the organism in Eukaryota, Metazoa, Chordata, Actinopteri, Lampriformes, Lampridae. Gene Ontology annotation, molecular function: transcription factor binding; DNA-binding transcription factor activity, RNA polymerase II-specific; RNA polymerase II cis-regulatory region sequence-specific DNA binding. Gene Ontology annotation, cellular component: transcription regulator complex. Gene Ontology annotation, biological process: regulation of transcription by RNA polymerase II; regulation of cell population proliferation; regulation of cell cycle.
ACAGCUCAGCUCACAGUAUACAUGUGGAGGCAGGGGACGCGCCGCGGAGAAAGUGGUGUCUGACAAGUUACCGCACUCGGCGCUUCUCACUUCACUCACUUCGGAGAAGGCUGGAUACAACACAACAGCUUUUCUGGACACCAGUUUGACUUGUCUCUUGACUCAUCGCUGUCUUAACACAAAGUAAACGCUCCUUGGAGGGUGAAGACGUGCGCACUUUAAAAAGUUAAAAGACGCAAAAAAAACAACAACCCAACUUUAAGGAAAACCGCAAGCUUUCUCCAGACGACAGAAUAGAAAGAAGAACUCAAAGUUCUUAAGGUAGAACUUGUUUCUGAACUGUUUUUCUUUUCUAUGUCUACCAAGAUGGAAACUACUUUUUAUGACGACUCGCUCAGCGCUUUCUCCCAGCAUGACAGCACGGGCUACGGAUACAACCCCAAAGCACUGAAACACAACAUGACGCUGAACCUCGCCGACCCGACGGGGACGCUCAAGCCUCAUCUGCGGGCCAAAGCCGGCGACAUCCUAACCUCCCCGGACGUGGGACUGCUGAAACUAGCCUCCCCUGAGCUGGAGCGGCUCAUCAUCCAGUCGAGCAACGGCAUGAUCACCACCACGCCGACCCCGACACAGUUCAUCUGCCCCAAAAACGUCACGGACGAGCAGGAGGGGUUCGCCGAGGGCUUCGUCCGUGCACUGGCAGAGCUCCAUCACCAGCACAUGCCCAACUCCGUUAACGUGAGUGUAACUUCGGCUCCACAGACCAGUGUAAACAAUGCCUUGCCACCUGUUUCGUCAGUCGCCGGUGCCACCGUUUACAACAACAACGCCGCCAUGCGCUCCGAUUCGCCGGUGUACGAGGACUUGAACAACUUCAACCCGGCGAUCAGCACGGUGUCUGCCCCGAAUUACACCACGUCGGCCCCCACUAUGUCCUUCUCCGCUGCCCCGCCGCAGCUCCCCGUUUACGGGCAGCCCUCUGCCCCCCUCCCCCGCCUCACGGCGCUCAAAGAGGAGCCGCAGACGGUCCCCGAGAUGCCGGGAGAAACGCCUCCCCUCUCCCCGAUCGACAUGGAGAGCCAGGAGCGCAUCAAGGCCGAGAGGAAGCGAAUGAGGAACCGCAUCGCUGCCUCCAAAUGCAGGAAGAGGAAACUGGAGAGGAUCUCUCGGCUGGAGGAUAAAGUCAAGACCCUCAAGUCCCAAAACUCGGAGCUUGCGUCCACCGCCAACAUGCUGCGUGAGCAGGUGGCCCAGCUGAAACAGAAGGUGAUGAACCACGUCAACAGCGGGUGCCAACUUAUGCUUACGCAGCAACUCCAGACCUUCUGAGGAGAGGGGGAGAGCGAGAGAAGCAACGUUUGAAUGGGAGAUUGGAAAGACUGUGGCCGAACGAAAUGGACGCUUCGUUUGAUAGUGUAUGGCUGUAUCUCCCGAUAUCGUGUCAGGAUGUGGGAUGAUAUAUCGCGAGUGUGCCGGGACCGGGGCCGGCGCUUCCCUUAGUGCCACGGGCCUCCCGAUGGCGCGUCCACGAAAGAGGGCUCUGGACAUUGACAGUGCACCCACGAAACCAGAGGGGAAAUGGCAACAAGCGGAACAUCUUUCUGUUUUGUGUGCUGUUUUUUUUAUUUCUUACUGACCAUGACAGGACUGGACUUUAGUUGACUUCCACCGAACUCUGCAUGGGACUGAUAAUGACCAUCAAAGAAGAAAUUCAGUAUUAGAGGAUUUCCAACAUGCAAUACUGUUCUUGCUGUAGCCACCUGGCGCCAGAUUUGGGCGUGUUGGCCAACUCCCAAAAAGGCUGAAAAGUUGUAACAAAAGCUGCCUGACUUCUGAGUUACAGUACAACGUACCUUUUCUUAUUUGUAAGAAACUGUCCUUUAAGUUAGAAAAGCUUCAAGAUUUACUUGUUUCUUUCUAAAGUUCUUUUUAAUGGGGUUUCACUCAUUGUUAUAUGUAUAUAAGAUCAACUUGGAGUACUUAUGUUUACCAUUUGUAAUAAGAAUACUGUAUAAUUUUUUAUGUUUGUUUUCUGAGCACUUCAGAAACUAAUCAAUAUUUAAGAAAUGAAAUAAACAACAUAAA